Molecule: messenger RNA, 735 nt
Organism: Clonostachys rhizophaga
Lineage: Eukaryota; Fungi; Ascomycota; Sordariomycetes; Hypocreales; Bionectriaceae
Source: the annotation of a GenBank genome assembly
AUGAUAUCACCACCCGUGUUUUCUACCGUGGCCUUGUUCUCUGGGCUAGCUUUGGCUCAUCCAAGCGCUUCACUCUGCCGGGUAUUAUCAGAGAAGUCGCUUGCUCAGUUCCGGGGCCAUCCGAACAGACUUAUGGCUGAGCUGAAAAAGCGUCUUUUUGACGAUGCUGUUCAUCUUGUCUCCUUGAGAAGGAGAGGUGUCGAUAAAGCUGUAGUCGGCGCUGCUGUUGGAGGCGUGCUUGGAGGCCUUUUUCUGAUCGCUCUGGUCAUUGUUCUCUUUUGGUUCCUCCGUCGUCGCCGCGGCCAUCGCCAUAGUCAGGAUGGCGAGCCAGAAACUCCACCGGAGGCCGUGACCGUUAGAACACCCUUCAUGGCGGAUCAUCCCGACUUAUCACACGGCACACACGGCGAAACUCCCGAAAAGUCACGCGAAGCGACUACACAAGCAUCGAGCGACGACGCUGCUCGUGGACAAAACGGUGUACGCUCGAGUUCGUCGCACGAAAUCGACCCUCGAUCACUACAGGAGUCAUUGCAAGGCAUCCCGACCGAAUAUACAACCGGGCUGGGGCUUUAUCAGAAAGACCAGGAGGAACCUCUCCGUGUGGAAUUGGAGGGAUCUAGCGAGCUCAGAGACCAAGUUGGCUCAUUACGGCCCCCGUCGAGAAUCAAGACGGGGCAGCGGCAGUUCAUCGCGGGAUUCAAGAGGACGAUGAGCUUCCGGCGAGCGGAAUAG